Thalassophryne amazonica is the source of this 2807-nucleotide messenger RNA. RefSeq names its product mannosidase, beta A, lysosomal (gene manba). The transcript is spliced from 17 exons. Gene Ontology annotation, molecular function: beta-mannosidase activity. Bases 100 to 2748 code for a protein of 882 amino acids. NCBI's taxonomy places the organism in Eukaryota, Metazoa, Chordata, Actinopteri, Batrachoidiformes, Batrachoididae. The record is from RefSeq and is a predicted model, not a curated record. Gene Ontology annotation, biological process: carbohydrate metabolic process; glycoprotein catabolic process.
GGGCUCCGUGUUUUCUUUCUUUUUGUUGUGGUUUUUUAUUUUUAUUUUUAAUUGCGUCCUUUUAUUUUGUAAAGUCAUGUUAACGAAGGGUUCCAGAAGAUGAUGUUGUUGGCACAGACCGUUAUUUGGGGUUUGUGUGUGGGGGUUUUAUUGGGAUAUUGCUGGCAGCAGCAAACUGAGACCCUGAACGGUAACUGGAAGCUGAGGAACUCGAACAGUUCUCUCAGUUUGUCUGCAGAGGUUCCUGGUUGUGUUCACUCUGCUCUGCACCUACACGGAUACAUCCAGGACCCCUAUUUCAGGUUCAAUGAUGUUUCUUAUCAGUGGAUUUCCCUUGACAACUGGACAUAUGUGACCACAUUUUCUGUGCCCAGCCACCUCAGAUCCAAGCAGAAAGUGCUUCUUGUCUUUGAUGGUGUGGACACUGUAGCGUCCCUUUGGCUCAAUGGAGUACUUGUGGGCAGCACAGACAACAUGUUUCGCAGAUAUGACUUCCCAAUCAGAGACUUGCUGACAGACGGGGCUAACGAGCUGGAGGUUCAUUUGCUGUCUCCUGUCCUAUAUGCAGCUGAAAGGAGGAAAGCCCAUUCUGCCUACAGGGUUCCUCCUGAAUGUCCUCCAGAAGUUCAGAAGGGGGAAUGUCAUGUCAAUUUCAUCCGGAAAGAGCAGAGCUCAUUCAGCUGGGACUGGGGUCCUUCUUUCCCAACACUGGGGCUAUGGAAGGGAGUUCAUCUAGAGGCGUUUGAGAUUCUGCAGCUCAUCCAGGUUUCCUGUGUUCCUCUUUACAAUGUUGGCCUUGCGCAGUGGAGAGUCCAGGUUGAGUUAUUUGUUGAUGCAGUUCAGACAAUAAGCCUAGACGUCUCCCUGUCCAUACCUGAUCUGGGAUCAGAGCAGACACUGAAGGCACAGUUUCUGCCUGGAAAAUCCAAGAACAUUUUCAUUUUGCAUGUAAACACGAGUAACCCAGUGAAGCUGUGGUGGCCUAAUGGAUACGGUAGCCAACCCUUUUACAACCUCAUUAUCAAAAGCUUCCAGGAGAGAUUAUUAAUCCUGAGUGCAGAGUCCAAGGUGUAUUUUCGUUCAGUGGAACUUGUCCAGGAGCCCAUCGUCGGCUCUUCAGGACUAAGCUUUUAUUUCCGCGUGAAUGGCAAACCAAUUUUCCUGAAAGGCUCCAACUGGAUUCCAGCCCACUGUUUCCAGGAUAAAGUUAACUCUGCUACUUUAAACAACCUUUUGCAGUCAGCUGUGGAUGCUAACAUGAAUGUACUCAGGGUUUGGGGAGGAGGAGUCUAUGAGCAAGAUCUAUUCUACAACAUCUGUGAUGAGAAAGGAAUCAUGGUUUGGCAGGACUUUAUGUUUGCCUGUGCUUUCUAUCCCACGGACGAUGACUUCAUAAAGACUGUGAGAGAAGAGGUGACCGAACAGGUUCGGCGGCUGAAGUCUCAUCCCUCUGUAGUCAUUUGGAGUGGGAACAAUGAAAAUGAAGCAGCUUUGGCGAGAAACUGGUUUAGCAUCCCGCUUUCACAGAAGCCUCUGUAUGUCAAAGAUUACGUGACACUAUAUGUGUCCAACAUAAGGACAGUCGUCCAAGAGGAGGACCAAAGUCGUCCGUUUAUUGCCUCUAGUCCAACAAAUGGAAUUGAAUCUGAGUGGGAGGGAUGGGUGGCAGCGAAUCCGUACGACUCUCACUACGGGGACACACACUUCUACAGCUACGUCCACGACUGCUGGGAUUGGAGGAGUUUACCUCGACCCCGUUUUGCCUCAGAGUACGGCUUUCAGUCCUGGCCGUCAUUUUCCACUCUGCAGUCGGUUUCUGUCAGAGAAGACUGGAGCUACGACAGUAAUUUUACUUCCCAUCGGCAGCAUCAUGAGGACGGGAACCUGCAGAUGUUAAAACAGGCUGCUUUACAUUUCCACCUGCCAAACUCCACAGAUCCUCUCAAAAGAUUCACAGACACUCUCUACCUCACUCAGGUCAUGCAGGCCCAGUGUGUAAAGAUUCAGACUGAAUUUUAUCGGAGAAGUCGUAGUGAGAUCAUUGAUGGCAAAGGUCACGCAAUGGGUGCCCUCUACUGGCAGCUCAAUGAUAUUUGGCAGGCACCAUCCUGGUCUUCAAUCGAGUUUGGUGGUAAGUGGAAAAUGCUGCAUUAUUUUGCACAGAAUUUCUUUGCUCCCAUUCUGCCUGUUGGCUUUGAGGAUGAUGACACGUUGCUUAUCUACGCCGUCUCGGACCUGAUUCAGGACCAGAAACUCAGAGCUGUGUUAUUGGUGUACUCAUGGGGUACACUGGAUCCUGUGUGUACAUUGAAUUCCGAUUGGCUUCUGGUUCCCGGGGGCAGCGCUGUGGCCAUUUUCAAACAGUCAGUUACCACCCUACUGGCAGGAUGUGGGCACUGCACCCGGCUCACCUGCCUUGUCACCUUUCACCUGGAGGACGGCAGUGGUCAGCAAGGUCCCACCAACCACCACUUCCUGUGCUCGCCCAAAGAUGCUCAGGGGCUUCAAAGACCCAACAUGACAGCUAAUGUGCAGCGGGAUAACACGACAUACACGGUGACUCUUCACUCUGCGUCUGUCUCUCCCUUUGUCUGGCUCGACGUGGGAAACGUCCCCGGGCGGUUCAGCUCCAACGGCUUCCUGAUGGUUUCAAGAAACAUGACAGUCCAUUUUCAUGCGUGGCGGCCCACGAGCAUUGCAGAACUUUCCAGAUCCCUCACCAUCACGUCGUUACAGGACAUAUACUGAUCACAAAGCACCCAGCCUCUGUGUAGCUCCAUAAGCACAUGUUCAGCCAAGUGUCCUUU